GCUAAUUGAUCCUUGCCACCUUAACCAAUAACUAAAAACAUUUUCCAAACUAACCAAAAUCAGCAGUGAAUAAUCAUGGUUUUAGUGUGAGGAACCACCUAUGAUCUAUUUAUCAUUUAGUUUACUCUUAUUGAUAGUCGCCCACCAAAAAGUGCAUGUCUGAAAGUGACACAGAAGAUUACGACUCCGUCUCAGAGAAAACCAGACUCAUGGACGGUCAUGUCGCAACCAACAGCAGCAACAAUAGCGGUCUUGAAGUUAGACAUGAGAUUCCCAGAAAACGAAACCGAAACAAUAUUGAGGCCAAAACAGAAACAACACACGCAGAUGAAAACCCUGAAAUAAGAGAAUUCGUGGCUCAUCAGGAAGAAGAGGAAGAGCUAAAAUAUGGAGCUAAACACGUCAUCAAAUUGUUUGCGCCGGUUUCACUAUGUAUGGUGGUUGUUGUGGCUACCAUAAAUGCAGUAAACUUUUAUUCCGUCAAGGAUAUGUAUUUAGUCUAUACACCAUUUCACGAGGAAAGCCCCGAUACUAGUACCAAAGCUUGGAAUGCUGUAGCCAAUUCCUUAAUUUUAAUGGCUGUUAUUGUUGGAAUGACAGUUUUAUUGAUUGGGCUUUACAAAUACAGGUGCUACAAGGUGAUCCAUGGCUGGUUAAUAGUGUCUUCUUUAAUGCUGUUAUCAGUAUUUAGUUAUUUAUAUCUGGAGGAGAUAUUAAGAGCAUACAAUAUCCCUAUGGAUUAUCCAACAUUAUUAUUUUUAAUGUGGAAUUUUGGAGUAAUGGGUAUGAUAUGUAUUCACUGGCAGGGACCAUUAAUUUUACAACAAGCGUAUCUAAUUUUUGUUGCUGCUUUGAUGGCCCUGGUAUUUAUAAAGUAUUUACCAGAAUGGACAACUUGGGCUGUUUUAGCUGUGAUCUCAAUUUGGGAUUUAAUAGCAGUUUUAAUGCCCAAAGGGCCUCUGAGAAUAUUGGUUGAAACUGCACAAGAAAGAAAUGAACAAAUAUUCCCAGCCCUUAUCUAUUCCUCAACAUACAUGUAUGCUUAUACCAGCAUGGCAACAAAUGAACAUCAGCAAACUGGCUCUCGUUCGAACAGUGAAGAUCAUGGCUUUACACAAGAUUGGCUUAAUAACCACACUCAGAGAGUUGCUCAGAGACAACUAGAAGUUCAUGAUGCACCAAGUGGACAGGUCCGAACACAAAUUCAUCAUGCUCCAGAGGAAGAAGAAAGAGGAGUAAAACUUGGAUUGGGAGAUUUUAUAUUUUAUAGUGUCUUGGUAGGCAAGGCCUCUUCUUAUGGAGACUGGAAUACCACUCUUGCUUGCUUUGUGGCCAUUUUAAUUGGUCUUUGCUUGACAUUGUUAUUAUUGGCAAUUUUUAAGAAAGCUUUGCCUGCAUUGCCAAUUUCCAUUACUUUUGGAUUAAUUUUUUAUUUUGCCACUAAAGAAAUUGUCAGUCCAUUUGCGGAUAGUCUAGCAAAUGAACAAGUAUUUAUUUAGUUUCUUUUUUUUUUUAAAUUGCAUUGUUAGGUUGUACGCAUAUAUAUAUAUAUAUAUAU
This is a messenger RNA of Cylas formicarius (sweet potato weevil), 1558 nucleotides long. Its product is annotated as presenilin homolog. The coding region runs from base 156 to 1499 and encodes 447 amino acids. The transcript has 7 exons. The record is from RefSeq and is a predicted model, not a curated record. Gene Ontology annotation, molecular function: aspartic endopeptidase activity, intramembrane cleaving. Lineage: Eukaryota; Metazoa; Arthropoda; Insecta; Coleoptera; Brentidae. Gene Ontology annotation, biological process: calcium ion transport; amyloid precursor protein catabolic process; Notch receptor processing. Gene Ontology annotation, cellular component: cell cortex; dendritic shaft; nucleus.